This is a messenger RNA of Adineta steineri, 1077 nucleotides long. NCBI's taxonomy places the organism in Eukaryota, Metazoa, Rotifera, Eurotatoria, Adinetida, Adinetidae. The record is from the annotation of a GenBank genome assembly.
AUGACUGCUCGACCAUCUCGUCAGUGUUGUUAUGAUUCAUUAAAAUGGAUUCCAGUCAUAUUUAUACUUGCACUUGUUACAUGGUCUUAUUAUGCUUAUGUUGUUCAAAUGUGUAUUUUGACAAUCGACAGUGUUCCAAAAAAAGGUAAAGAAUUUCAAAUAGUAAAUAUUAUUUUCUACUGGUAUCGAGGCACAAUGAUUUAUUUAUGUAUUUAUCAUCCAUUAUUAAUUCUAUUUUUGUGGUCUUAUUAUCGAACAAUGUUUCAACCUACAGUUGGUCCACCUAAAGAAUUUUAUAUUAGCGAUAUUGAAGGUCAACAAAUAAAAAGUGCACAAACAAUUGAUGAACGACGUGCUAUACUUGUUCGUAUUUCUCGUCAAGCUAAUUUAUCUUUACUAACACGUCAUUUUGAUGGGAGUAUUCGCUAUUGUUUUGUAUGUCAAUGUAUAAAACCAGAUCGAGCUCAUCAUUGUUCAAUAUGUGAAAAAUGUGUUCUUAGAUAUGAUCAUCAUUGUCCAUGGACAAAUAGUUGUGUUUCAUAUGGAAAUUAUAAAUUUUUUGUUUUAUUUCUUUGUUGGGCUUGGAUUUUUUGUACUUAUGUUGCUGCAACUUCACUUGAAUAUUUUAUUCAAUUUUGGAAGAUUGUAUCAAAUAUUGAAAAGAAUGGAGAUAAUAUAGUACCAUCAAGUGGAAAAUUUCAUUUAUUUUUUGUAUUUUUUGUUUCAAUUAUGUUUGGUAUAAGUAUAUCAUCAUUAUUUUUUUAUCAUUUGUAUUUAACGGGAAAAAAUCGAACAACAAUAGAAUCAUUUCGUGCACCUAUAUUUGAAAGUGGACCUCAAAAAGAAGGUUUUAAUUUGGGUUGGAAACGAAAUUUUCAAGAAAUAUUUGGAACAAAAUUUUUUAAAGCAAUCAUACCAAUACCAACAACGGGUGAUGGAGUUCAUUAUCAAGUCAAUAGUAUAUUAUUAGGUGGAUUAGAACAACCAACUACAAACCCAAUACGAUCAAAUGAUAAUGAUAAUAAUAUUAUUUCUCCAUUUAUUCGAAGUGAUGCUGAUAUUUUACCAUUCGAAUAG